AUGAAAACACAUCCAUUAGCUGAUGAAGAAAAAGAAAAUAUCGUUUUAUCGUUACUUCGACAAGUAGGAUCUGUUCAUGAUAAUAUUGGAUUUGUCGAUUCAAUACCACCAGAAUUAACUCCUAUUCCAUUAUUCAAUAAUUUUCAAUCUCAUAUAUCAACAAUUAAUUCUCAAUUAAUAUCAAUAUCAUUUCAUGAAAUUAAUUAUUUUAUUGGUCAAUCAAAAAAACAAAUUCUCAGGAAUGUUUCUGGUGGAUUUUCACCUGGUAUGAAUGCUAUUUUAGGACCAUCUGGAUGUGGUAAAUCUUCUCUAUUAGAUAUUCUUGCUGAUCGGAAAGAUAAGAAAGGUUUAUCAGGACGUAUUCUUGUCUCAGGUAAACCUCGAUCUGAAACAUUUAAAUAUUCAAUUGGUUAUGUUGUUCAAGAAGAUAUAAUCAGUGGAACAUUAAGUGUUCGCGAAAACUUGAUGUUUGCAGCUAAUGUUCGUUUACAACGUUCAAAAACAUUAAAUGAACGUAUUACAAUAGUUAAUAAAAUUAUUCAAGAUUUAGGUCUUGAAAGAUGUGCUGAUACUCGAAUUGGUACAAAUUUUAUACGAGGAGUAUCUGGAGGAGAAAAACGAAGAGUAUGCAUUGGAAUGGAAUUAGUUCUUUCUCCAAAUAUACUUUUUCUAGACGAACCAACGAGUGGACUUGAUGCAUCAACAGCAGAAACUGUAAUGAAAUGUUUACACAAAUUAUCAAGAGAAGGAUGCACAAUUAUUUUUUCAAUUCAUCAACCACGUUAUUCAAUAUUCAAAUUAUUUGAUACUGUUCUUCUUCUUUCAGCUGGUCAUACAAUUUACUUAGGUCCAUCAAAUGAUAUUUUAUCAUAUUUUGCAUCUCAUGGUUUUAAAUGUGAAGAUCAUGAUAAUCCAGCUGAUUUUGCUCUUGAUGUAAUUAUUCAAUGUAAUAAUCGUUCAUCCACUGUACUUCAAAGUUCAUAUUUACAAUCAUUAUUGUAUUCAAAUAAUGAAAGUUUAAUAUCAAAUGAUGAUAAUAUAUUUCAUGAAAUAGUAUCUCGAUCACGAACUGAUGAAUUAUAUUAUGUUUGUAUUCGAACAUUUCAAAAUACAAUACGUGAUCCAGCUAUGGCUGCAUCACAAAUUAUUGUUGCGACAUUAUUAGCUUUAUUAACAGGUUUAGUUUUUAAUCAAAUUCAAGCAACAGUUGAAAAAGGUGUACAAAAUCGUUUAGGAGCUAUAUUUUUUAUUAUUGUGAAUCAAAUUUAUAGUACAACAACUGCACUUGAACCAUUACUUCAAGAACGUGCACUUUUUAUUCAUGAAAAUGUGAGUGGUUAUUAUCGAGUAUCAACUUUUUUUAUUGCAAAAUUAAUUUGUGAUUUAUUACCAAUGCGUCUUGUACCUUCAAUUAUAUAUUCUAUUAUAACAUAUUUUAUGUCAGGUUUUCAAAUAUCAAUCGAUCGUUUUUUUAUUUAUUUUUUAACUAUUUUUAUGAGUACAGUAUUUGGUUCAGCUAUUUGUUUUUUUGUUGCUUCGUUUGUUCCAAUAUUUGGUAAGAGUUUUAUUUAG
Molecule: messenger RNA, 1572 nt
Organism: Adineta steineri
Lineage: Eukaryota; Metazoa; Rotifera; Eurotatoria; Adinetida; Adinetidae
Source: the annotation of a GenBank genome assembly